GGCCGGUGCUGCGGGGCUGCGCGCGCCAUGUCGGGGCGCUCGGUGCGGGCCGAGACCCGCAGCCGCGCCAAAGAUGACAUCAAGAAGGUGAUGGCAGCCAUCGAGCGCGUCCGCAGAUGGGAGAAGAAGUGGGUGACGGUGGGCGACACGUCUCUGCGGAUAUUCAAGUGGGUGCCAGUGGCGGACAGUAAGGAGAAAGAGAAAUCCAAAUCGAGUAGCAGCACGGCCCGAGAAGCCAAUGGCUUCCCAGCUGACACCUCUGCCAACUCCUCCCUCCUUCUGGAGUUCCAAGGUGCUGUUUCUACAGAUGAGAACAGCAACCAGAGCUCCCUGUCUGAUGUAUACCAGCUCAAGGUGGACAGCAGUCCCAACUCCAGCCCCAGUCCUCAACAGAGUGAGUCCAUGAGUCCUGCCCACACAUCUGACUUCCGCACAGACGACUCACAGCCUCCUACCCUGGGGCAGGAGACCCUGGAAGAGCCCUCCCUGCCUUCCUCAGAAGUGGCAGAUGAGCCUCCCACUCUCACAAAGGAAGAGCCAGUCCCCCUUGAGACUCAGGUAACUGAAGAGGAUGAGGACUCUGGUGCGCCACCUCUGAAGAGAUUUUGUGCUGACCAGAACUCUGUGUGCCACACAGCCUCAGAGAGCUAACCUGCCUGGCCCGGCACCUUCGCCAGCCCCUUGCAGAGCCACCUGGCCCCCCAGGACCAGUGCUUCCCUCCAGCCUGCCCCUUCCCCGGUGUCGGGGCUCCCACCACUCGCAUCAAGUGCGCCCUGCCCUGCCCUAUCCUGCCCUGCCCGAUGGAUGGGGCUGCUGCCAGUACCUGCAAAUUUGCCUCUAUUUAUUGGCUCCCUCUCUCCCUGCUCCCUGCCCUAGAGCUGGGGCUCUCUGCUGGGUGGGCUGCAUGUGGGGGGGGGUUCUCCAUGGGGCUCCCUGCUCUCCAUGGUCCCCAGGACACUUGGCAGAUGCUGUUUGCCUGCUUGUGGCUCCCCUGCCUGCCCUUCCCCUGGGUGCUGGGAACAGGAGAGGCACCUUCCACCUGCUCCGGGUGAUGUGUUCACUCGGUUGUGGGAGCAGGUGAUGAUGGGUGUGGGGGGCAGUGAGGUCCCCCGCCGGCAGGGACCCACUGGGACGCUGUGCAAUAAGCUGCUAGUUUAAGCCAUUCAUGCUGGGAGAGAGGGGAGCGCUUUCCCCUCCCAGAGGGCAGGUCCUGACUGGCCUCGGCUCUGCCUCGGGGCACAACUCCAGCCGAGUGGAAUUUGCAGUCCCCCAGGAGCCUGCAGAGCAGGAGGAGCCGCUGCCCUAUGCUGGAGGGCCUUGCCCCGGCCUAGGUACCCGCUAUCUCCGAGGUGGGAAAGGAAGCAGCAGGGUGCUGGAGCUCCCGGGAAGCGCUCCCGCCCUGGGGCUCUGCCGCCCCCCAAUACCCGCUGCCCCCCUAGCCCCAACUCUCCCCCCGCUGCCACUGCAUGUCCCGCCGAGUCCGUGAUCGAGCCUGGUGAAGCUGGAGGCGCGGCCGCGCGUGGAAGUGGAAAGUUAUUUUAGCACUGAAUAGAAUAUUUUUAAAAUUAAACUUUGAAAUACAGA
Messenger RNA from Melozone crissalis (California towhee), 1585 nucleotides. It is a transcript of the gene BCL7B, whose product is annotated as BAF chromatin remodeling complex subunit BCL7B. The transcript is spliced from 6 exons. The record is from RefSeq and is a predicted model, not a curated record. NCBI's taxonomy places the organism in Eukaryota, Metazoa, Chordata, Aves, Passeriformes, Passerellidae. Bases 28 to 651 code for a protein of 207 amino acids.